UACCGAGGACUGCUCUCCCUGGUCAGCCCGGAGGUCUGGCUUCCCAGUCAACAUGAAGGCUCUCCUUCUUCUCGGGAUUCUCUUCCUCUCCGUCACCGUCCAGGGCAAGAUCUUUGAAAGGUGUGAGCUGGCCAGGACUCUGAAAAGACUUGGGCUAGGUGGCUACAGAGGUGUCAGCCUGGCCAACUGGAUGUGUUUGGCCAAAUGGGAAAGUAAUUAUAACACAAAGGCUACAAACUACAAUCCCGGAAGCCGAAGCACCGAUUAUGGGAUAUUUCAGAUCAAUAGCCGCUACUGGUGUAAUGAUGGCAAAACGCCCGGAGCUGUGAACGCCUGUGGCAUACCCUGCAGUGAUUUGCUGAAAGAUGACAUCACUCAAGCUGUAGCAUGUGCCAAGAGAGUUGUCAGGGAUCCAAAUGGUAUUCGUGCAUGGGUGGCAUGGAAAGCACACUGCGAAAACCGAGAUGUCUCUCAGUAUGUUCGGAAUUGUAGAGUGUAACUGUGGAGUUUUCCUUCUGCAGCUCAUUCUGUCUCUUUUUCAUAUUAAGGGAGUAGUAGUAGUUGAGUAAAAGGUCACAUUACCAUCCUGUCAAACAAUAACACUUCUACAGAAGCAGUAACAAAAUAUAGUCUUUCUUCUAAAAGGCUUCAUGUUUAAGAAAUGUGUUUAUUAUUAUUUGAUAGCCUGUAACAUUUUUCAGUUUGCUAAUAGAAAUAAUGCUGGUGAAAACUUACCUAAAGUCUUGCCUAUCAAAUACAUCUCCAGUAUAUUCAGUUCUUAAAGAAAUAAACCCAACUUAAUCUUUAGUACUCCCCAAUAGUUCAUAAAAAUGUAACAAAAGAUUAUCUUAAAAAUAAACUGAUCUUAGGCAAAACUCUAGCUAAAUAGGCAUCUGUUCAGUCAUCUCCAAAAGCAGGAAAAAACAAAAUGAAACAAAACAAAACAAAAAAACCACAACAAAGCAAACUGAAAAACUACAAAACAAACAAAAAACACACUCUCUGUUGGGCAAUAUAAAGUUUGAAAAGGAGCAGAAUGCCAAAUGGCUAAAAGUGAAGAGAGCCUGAAUUAAGAAUUUUGUUUUUCUAAAGAGUGACCUUGGAUUAAAUAUUUUCUCAGAAGUGUUGCUUUCAUACUGCUUUAAAAAUAAGUUGACAGUUUAUAAGUCAAUCUAUUUUGGCUCUUUAAAGAACUCUUCUAUGCAUCUUUCUGAUCAUGAAGGAAUAUAAAGAAGGAUUAGAGGAGCUGUUGCUGUUCUCUGAUUUUAUUAACUUAGAUUUGUGCAUUAUGACUAAAUGCUGAGGCAAAUGACUUUGCAAGUAUUGAAAUAAUUGCUGAUUAACCACUGGUGUGAAAUUAUGCAUUUUAUGUUAUAAAAAUAAUACAAACAUCAUUAAAAGUUUUGCAACUCAUAA
Mustela lutreola (European mink) is the source of this 1416-nucleotide messenger RNA. It is a transcript of the gene LYZ, whose product is annotated as lysozyme. Gene Ontology annotation, molecular function: lysozyme activity. The coding region runs from base 53 to 499 and encodes 148 amino acids. The record is from RefSeq and is a predicted model, not a curated record. Gene Ontology annotation, biological process: defense response to Gram-positive bacterium; defense response to Gram-negative bacterium. The transcript is spliced from 4 exons. NCBI's taxonomy places the organism in Eukaryota, Metazoa, Chordata, Mammalia, Carnivora, Mustelidae.